Molecule: messenger RNA, 4816 nt
Organism: Melopsittacus undulatus (budgerigar)
Lineage: Eukaryota; Metazoa; Chordata; Aves; Psittaciformes; Psittaculidae
Gene: TRPM5
Product: transient receptor potential cation channel subfamily M member 5
Exons: 24
Coding region: 1-3519 (1172 amino acids)
Biological process (GO): calcium ion transmembrane transport
Cellular component (GO): plasma membrane
Molecular function (GO): calcium-activated cation channel activity; ligand-gated calcium channel activity
Source: RefSeq, a predicted model, not a curated record
AUGGAGGAAAUGGAAACCAAGCUCUGCAGCAGUGACAAAGAGGAAGCUUUCAAAAGAGAACCACCAUACUGCACAGGAGAAAUAGACUUCACAGCUUCUGGGAAGAAACGUGGAAAGUUUAUUAAGGUCCCAAAUACCAUUCAUCCUGGAAUUAUCUUUGAAGUUAUGCUCAACAAAUGGAAACUACCUGCUCCCAAUUUGGUCGUCUCUUUAGCAGGGGAAGAAGAAAAUUUCCAGGUGAAGCCUUGGCUAUGGGACACCUUAAAAAAAGGACUUAUAAAGGCAGCUCAAAGCACAGGUGCCUGGAUUUUUACCAGUGCUUUACGUGUAGGAAUAACAAGACACCUAGUGCAAGCAGUCCGAGAUCAUACACUGGCCAGUACUUCAUCCAAAGCCAGAGUGAUUCCCAUAGGAAUAACUUCACUGAGAAAAAUUCAGCACGGGGAAAUUCUGGACAGCACAAAGAAUGAAAGUCUUGUACGCUAUCAAUCAGAUGAUAAUAUCCAAGGCCCAUUGUAUCCCCUGGACCACAACCAUUCCCAUUUUAUUUUGGUGGAUCACAUGAUACCAGAUGAGCCAGAUGCAACUACUAAGCUACGUCUCACCUUGGAAAAGCAUAUUUCAGAGCAGCGUACUGGGUACGGUGGAACAGGUAGUAUUGAGAUUCCUGUGCUUUGCUUACUGGUAAAUGGAGGACCAGGCACACUUGAGAGAAUGUGCAGCAGCCUGGAAAAUUCUGCUCCCUGGCUUAUCUUAGCUGGGUCUGGAGGUACAGCUGACAUCAUAGCUGCAUUCAUGAAUGACCCACAGCUUGUCAUGCCAAAAGCUGUUGAAAAGCAAUUUAAGGAGAAAUUCCCCUCAAAAAGCUUCCUGUGGAAAGACAUUCUCCAAUGGACAGCAACAAUUCAGAACAUUAUUUCACACCAACAUCUUUUAACUUUGCACAACUUUGAGCAAGAUGGUUCAGAAGAACUAGGCACAGUCAUUUUAAAAUCUUUAGUAAAAGCCUGUAAAAGUCACAGUCAGGAGCCUCAGGAGUACCUGGAUGAAUUGAAGCUGGCAGUGGCCUGGAAUAGAGUGGACAUUGCUAAAAGUGAAAUAUUCAAUGGUGAUGUGGAGUGGAAGUCCUGUGACCUGGAAGAAGUGAUGAUGGAUGCUCUGGUCAAUGACAAACCGGAAUUUGUAAAAUUAUUUAUUGACAAUGGGGCUAACAUAUCCGAAUUCCUGACAUAUAGUCGUCUGCAGAGGCUCUACUGUUCCGUUUCUCAGAAAUGUCUCCUCUAUGAACUUCUCCUGAAGAAACAUGAAGAAAGCAAGCUGACCUUGACAGCCCUCACUGGCCAACAUCAUAAGGAGCAGAGGGAGAUCUGCCCACUCUUCACUCUCAGUGAUGUCUCUAGAGUUCUCAAGGAUUUUCUCCAUGAUGCAUACAAAGGUUUUUAUCAAGACUCCAAAUAUGGAUGCAAGAAGAAAUCAGAUAAAAUGAAUACAAAGCCAUUACCUGGGCACUUGGAUAUGAACCAGAAGACCGAAAAUCCUUGGAGGGAUUUAUUUGUCUGGGCAGUACUUCAAAACCGGCACAAGAUGGCAAACUAUUUCUGGGCUAUGGGUCAGGAAGGUGUAGCUUCAGCUUUGGCAGCCUGCAAGAUCCUUAAAGAGAUGUCCCGUCUGGAGACAGAGACAGAAGUAGAGCGUAUAAUGAAAGAGGCCAAGUAUGAGCAGCUCGCUGUUGAACUGUUUAGUGAAUGCUACCACAACAGUGAGGAGAGAGCAUUUGCUCUGUUGGUGAGAAAAAAUCAGUACUGGAACAGAAUCACCUGCCUUCAGCUGGCUACAGAAGCAGAUGCAAAGUCUUUCUUUGCACAUGAUGGUGUCCAGGCCCUCCUGACAAAAAUAUGGUGGGGAGACAUGUCUACAAACACACAAAUCCUGAAGUUAAUCUGUGGAUUCUAUUGUCCUUUCCUAAUCUUCACAAACUUAAUAGCAUUCAGUGAGGAAAAACAAUCCAAGAACGAGCCAGAGCCCUUUAGAGAGCUGGACACUUUAGAUACAGAGAGGACAUUGCUUUUUUCCAGGGGAGAAGAUAGAGGAUAUGGUAAAUUGGAGAAGCAGAAUCCUCCCAAAAACACAGCAUGGGUAACAUUCAUGUUUACUCGAUGGAGAAAAUUCUGGACUGCCCCUGUAACUGUAUUUAUGGGGAAUGUUAUCAUGUACUUUGCUUUUCUGUUUCUAUUUACUUAUGUCCUUUUACUGGACUUCAAACCACCUCCACCUGAGGGUCCAUCUGCCACAGAAAUUAUACUUUACUUCUGGGUUUUUACCCUGGUAUUGGAAGAAAUCCGACAGAGUUUCUAUACAGAUGAAGACACAAAGUUAAUUAAAAAAUGUAAACUGUAUGUGGAGGAUAACUGGAAUAAAUGUGAUAUGGUGACCAUCUUCCUCUUCAUAAUUGGGGUAACCUGCAGGAUGCUGAACUCUACUUUUCAAGCUGGACGUACAAUACUUGCCAUUGAUUUUAUGGUGUUUACACUUAGACUUAUACAUAUUUUUGCAAUUCACAAACAACUUGGACCAAAAAUCAUAAUUGUGGAAAGGAUGAUGAAAGAUGUUUUCUUCUUUCUGUUUUUCUUGAGUGUGUGGCUCAUUGCCUAUGGUGUGACGACUCAAGCUCUGCUUCAUCCUGAUGACAGACAAGCGGAAUGGAUAUUCAGAAGGGUGCUUUAUCGUCCCUACCUUCAGAUAUUUGGCCAGAUUCCACUGGAUGAAAUAGACACAUCACGUAUGUAUCCCAGGAACUGUACAUUUAAUCCACUAGAGAUUCUGCAAAAGAACUUGCCAUCAUGUCCUAAUAGCUAUGCCAACUGGCUUGUCAUACUUCUGUUGGUCAUCUUCCUGCUCGUCACAAAUGUUCUCCUUAUGAAUCUCCUGAUUGCUAUGUUCAGUUACACUUUUCAAGUUGUUCAGGGCAAUACAGACACCUUCUGGAAAAUUCAGCGCUACAACCUGAUUGUUGAGUAUCAUGGCCGGCCUGCCUUAGCACCACCAUUUAUCAUUAUUAACCACAUAACUCUGGUUCUCAGAAGAAUCUUCAACAAAAUUGAACAUAAAAAGGAACAUCUGGAAAGAGAUCUUCCAGUUGGCCUAGAUCAAAAAAUCAUAACAUGGGAGCUGGUGCAAAAAGAAAAUUAUCUUGUAAACCUUGAACAAGAAAGGAAAGAAAGUAAUGAAGAAAGGCUGAAGGCCACAUCUAAUAAAAUGGAUAAUUUGUCUAAAUAUUUUAGUGGAUUGAAAGAACAAGAAAAGCGGUUUAAAGCUAUAGAAGCCCAGAUUUGCCACUGUACAGCUGUUAUCUCCUCAAUGGUAAAGGCUUUAGCCAAAACCAACCUCUUGUGCAACCAACCAGCUCCAAACUAUACAUGUGUGAUGACUGCUGACACAGAAGUGCAUUUGCCAGAAAGAAGUGAAAGAGAAGAGUGUGCAGAUCAGUCUGAGGCUGACAUCACAUACAUUGAUAAUUAGAUUUUACUCUCAUCUCUUCAGAUUAAGCUUUUGUCCUACUCUGUUUAGCAGUAAAAUCCUAAUCUCACAAAAGCCUAAGGCUCGCAUUUCAAAGCCUUUACAACAAUCCACUUUCAGAGGGCUUCUAGGUCUUCCUCCUUCAGUUUCUUGAGCUUUCUUCCCUCCUGCUUCUAUAUUGCUCAGUCCAAAACUCCAUUACACAGAUCACACAAAAAACUUUCUCCUCCAGCAUGACUCUACCAUCUUAUUUUCUAAGUAUGAUCAACCUUCUAUUCUCCAAACACCUCACCCUCAAUCUAUCGUCAUCAUUGCUCAUUUCCGCAUUUUUCUGUUCAAGGAAACCUCCCUUUGGAAGAGUGACCACUUACACACUAAAAACCAAGCCAUUUCCUUGGCCAAGAAAGCAAGCUUGUAUUUGAGUUGCUUAGAUAGGAAAUCAAGUAAUAGUUUCCACAGGAAAGCGCCUGGGACAUUGAACCAUUACAAUUCAUACAGUUCCUGGAGUUCUUACAACCCUUGAACGAUUGCACUCACCGCCUUCUCUUCCCAUGCUGGCUUCUGCGAGAUACUCCUUUGCUAGUAUUCCUUAUUGAGGGCUCCUGCCUCAUCCCAGAGACAGGAAUCUCAUCACACAGCCCUCAAGCAUGCCGUGGCUUGUAGUCACCAAACACAAAGCACGUAACCCUCCCGCAGGCUGACCCCAGCCUCUGCUGCUUGCUGUUCUGUUGCAAUGCCAGAUCCUAGCUGCUGUCAGCUUGGUGCUGCUGAAAGACCUUCCCUUUAUGUGUCACACCACAUGGAACACUGUAUCUGCAGGUACACCAUUUUCUGAUUUCACUUUUCUUUCUCAAAGAUCAGGGUGGAAAAAAAAUGACUUGGAGUCUUUAAAGCAGCAAUGUGUAGCAAGAAUUUUCCUACAGACUAGGAAUUUGGGCUGCCUCAUUUUUUUUAUUACUUAAACUGGCACAUACAGCUUUAGCAUAAAAAAAGAUAGCUGGCUUUAAUAGAAUUUUGUAUGAAAAGAUACACCAAUAAAAUGAAUGUCAUUACUGUCCUUUAAAGGGAAAUUUCUUCGGAAUAAUAUCAACAUCAGAAGUGGGAAGCAUUGGGUUGUGGUUUUUCUUACCUGAUUAGUUUCAACUGAACUUCAUUUCAUCAUGCAUGUAACACUGCUUCUAUGCAACAUGAAUGUAGCUUGUGCAAAAGCUUUCUCUAUUACCAGAGGUGGGGGAAGAUCUCUGAUCUGAUAAAAAUACCUUUCCAGUACGAGUCCUUUAUUAAUAGAUAAUAAACUUGU